Alosa alosa (allis shad) is the source of this 4300-nucleotide messenger RNA. It is a transcript of the gene hid1a, whose product is annotated as HID1 domain containing a. Lineage: Eukaryota; Metazoa; Chordata; Actinopteri; Clupeiformes; Clupeidae. The coding region runs from base 99 to 2639 and encodes 846 amino acids. The transcript has 19 exons. The record is from RefSeq and is a predicted model, not a curated record. Gene Ontology annotation, cellular component: Golgi trans cisterna; membrane; Golgi medial cisterna.
CAAGCUCUUCAAGCCUUAGAGCAAGGCGGUGGAGCCUGUGUAUGAAGGAUUAACAGGAUUGACGGCAGCGAAGCCGUACCACAGACAGGUCAUCCAAAAUGGGAAACACGGAUUCUAAACUGAAUUUCAGGAAAGCUGUCAUUCAACUCACAACCAAAACUCAGCCAGUGGAGGCCACAGAUGAUGCAUUUUGGGAUCAGUUCUGGGCAGACAGCACCACGACGGUACAGGAUGUGUUUGCCCUGGUUCCUGCUGCUGAGAUCCGGGCUGUUAGGGAGGAGUCUCCCUCCAAUCUGGCAACCCUGUGCUACAAGGCGGUAGAGAAGCUGGUCCAGGGGGCAGAGUCGGGGUGUCCGAGCGAGCGGGAGAAGACGGUGGUGUUGAACUGCUGCCGCAUGCUGACGCGCAUCCUGCCCUACAUCUUUGAGGAUCAGGACUGGAGGGGUUUCUUCUGGUCCACAGUCCCGGGAGCUGGGCGAGCCGGGUUGGAGGAAGCUGAUGACGAUGAUGAUGAUGAAGGUGCUCGACCCCUGGCAGAGUCCCUGCUGUUGGCCAUCGCUGACCUUCUGUUCUGCCCGGACUUUACUGUGCAGAGCCACAAGAGGAACGGGCCGGACUCUGUGGAGGACAUGCACUCUCUGGAUAGCUGUGAGUACAUCUGGGAGGCAGGAGUUGGCUUUGCUCAGUCCCCACCACUUAACUACAUCCAUGACUUAAACAGGACUGAGCUGCUGAGGUUACUGCUGACGUGUUUCUCAGAGGCCAUGUACCUGCCUCCAUCUUCUGACAACAACAACAUUCUCAACCCCUGGGUCACCUUUUUCUGCUCCACAGAGAACAGACAUGCUUUGCCACUCUUCACGUCUCUGUUAAACGUGGUGUGCGCUUAUGACCCCGUGGGCUACGGCAUCCCCUACAACCACCUGCUGUUUGCGGACUACCGCGAGGCCCUGGUGGAGCAGGCCCUGCAGAUCCUCAUCACCACCCUGGAGCACGAGGGGGGCAGCGCCCCCCACCAGGCCCCCUCCCCCAGCAGCCUGGACGAGCAGGAGUCCGCAGGUCCAGAUAACCUGUUUGUAAACUACCUGUCCAGAAUCCACCGUGAGGAGGACUAUGACUUUGUUCUGAAGGGUCUAGCCCGUCUGCUGUCCAACCCCCUGACUCAGACCUACCUGCCCAACUCCACCAAAAAGAUCCAGUUCCACCAGGAGAUGCUGGUGCUCUUCUGGAAACUCUGUGACUUCAACAAGAAAUUCCUGUACUUUGUCCUGAAGAGCAGUGAUGUUCUGGACAUCCUGGUGCCUAUCCUGUUCUACUUAAACGAUGCUAGGGCAGACCAGUCUCGAGUGGGGCUGAUGCACAUUGGGGUGUUCAUCCUGCUGUUGCUGAGUGGGGAGAGGAACUUUGGCGUGCGGCUGAACAAGCCCUACUCUCUGUCUGUCACCAUGGACAUCCCUGUUUUCACAGGGACACAUGCAGACCUGCUCAUAAUUGUUUUUCACAAGAUCGUCACUAGUGGCCACCAACGCUUGCAGCCACUCUUUGACUGCCUGCUCACGAUUGUAGUGAAUGUCUCGCCCUAUCUGAAGAGCCUGUCCAUGGUGGCAGCCAAUAAGCUUCUCCACCUGCUUGAGGCCUUCUCCACCCAGUGGUACUUGUUCUCAGCCUCCCAGAACCACCACCUGGUCUUCUUCCUGCUUGAAGCCUUCAACAAUAUAAUUCAGUACCAGUUUGAUGGGAACUGUAACCUAGUCUACGCCAUUAUCCGCAAGCGCAGUGUGUUCCACCAGCUGGCCAACCUGCCCACAGACACCGCUUCCAUCCACAGGGCCCUCCAGAAGAAGAAGAAGACGCCGGACACCAUCUCCCGGACCAGCUCGCAGGAGACCGUGUCCAUGGAGGGCUCCCGCCCGGCCAUCCCCGCUGAGCCGGGCACACUGAACGCCAGCCUGGUGGCCAUGCCAGGUUCUCUACUCACCCAAACCCCCAACACAUCACCAGCACACGAUGAUCACGACCCAUCUGGCCCGUCGAUUCUAAGCUUUCCAGCCUACUACCUACACAUGAAAGCUUCUACCUAUUCCACCAUUGAUAAACUCACAGAGAAGUCACAGGUGUCGGAGGACGGCACCAUGGUGGCACUGCCACGCAUGGACUCUCCCAAGACAAGGGAGGUCGAACCCAGCGCCAGCGCAGGUGCCAGCGACACAGAGUCCAACUCAGGAAGAGACAAUGAGGAUGUUUUUUACACGGAGGCGGAGAUGGAGAGGCGUCGGCUGUCCAGCGCCUCCUCCGUCUCUUACUGGAACCCUACGCCCGAAUGGGUUCUGUCCUGGAAGUCGAAGCUGCCCCUUCAGACCAUCAUGCGCCUGUUGCAGGUGCUGGUCCCUCAGGUGGAGAAGAUCUGCAUUGAUAAGGGUUUGACGGAUGAGUCGGAGAUCCUCAAGUUCUUGCAGCAUGGCACUUUGGUGGGCCUGCUGCCGGUGCCACACCCCAUCCUCAUCCGCAAGUACCAGGCCAACGCCGGCACGGCCAUGUGGUUCCGCACCUACAUGUGGGGCAUUGUGUACCUCCGCAACGUGGAUCCUCCAAUCUGGUAUGACACGGAUGUGCGUCUCUUUGAGAUCCAGAGGAUGUAGAGUGGGAGAAGACCUGUCUGUCCAUGACUAGAGGAAUGGCCACCCUAGCAUGACCCUCCCUCUUAACGCCUGAACCUCAGUGUGUUGCAUCUUGCACUCUUCUUUCUCUCUCUCUCUCUCUCUCUCUCUCUCUCUCUCUCUCUCUCUCUCUCUCUCUUUCUCUCUCUCUCCCUGCCUGUUUUGUAUUGAUCUAAUCGUUUCUCUAUCUCAGUCUAAUCUCAUGUUACAGUAAGUCAUCCAUUGUGGCCUACUCCUGGUGCUUUGUGAUAGCUUUUCACGCAGGGGGUCAAAAUGAGGGUUAGCUUCAGCUAGUUAGCAUCUAUGGCCGCUACCAUCUUUACAAAUGCCAACUGACAGGUAUUCUCCUCUGGAAACAUUUUCACAAACAAGCCAGUUUGGUGCCUCAAUCCAGAUGGCCACAAAUGAUGUCAUCCAUGUGGAUUGUCUGAUCCUCCCAGAUUAUAAACGGCCAGAUAAUUCACCAAUCCACAGACAACAUACUUUUUUGCCCACCAGUAAUCUGGCACCUAAUUGGCUUGUGCCAUUUUUAAAGAUGGUGGCCGCCCAAUUAAGUAUGUUUUUAGCUGAAGUACCUAGCCAUUAAAAAGGAAUGGGGUAGAGAACUCCUCCCUGACUCCAAUUAUAUAUGUACCUCCAUGUUUUUACCCAUCUCAGUUUCCUUUCUCCUGUCUAUAGCUCUCUGUCCUCUUUUGGCCUUUGGGACAUCAGUCACAACUCACUAUUGGCCAGCAGGGGGAGUUGUGUUACAGGAGUUAUAUCUCCCUUUCCUGAAUUCAGAGCAUCACACACUUUCUAUGUAACUCUAAUUAAUUGUUUGUAUGGUUUAUCAGCUAAGACUUUUUAAGAUAAAAUAUAUAUUGUCUGUAUGCUUGCAUUUGUGUGUGUGUGUGUGUGUGUGUGUGUGUGUGUGUGUGCAUGUCUUUGUAUGCGUGUGUGUGUGUAUGUGUCUGAGUUUUGCCAUGAGGCUGGCAGCUUGGCAGUGUCUCAACAUUUUUUGUGACUAUUAUGGGCUGUGAGCUUGCUCUUGUUAGUGUCAGUAGUACAACCCAAUGCUGCAGUAGGUCUGUGAGGAUGUGUCAUGUGCUUCAGUAGGCUUACAGGCUUUCCACAUUUACCUACAGCUAACACUAACACACACUAAUACUGAGUGUACACUACGUGGAUUCAUGUUCCGUCGGUCGUUUAUAUACGGACAAAUUGUCAAAUGCAGGAAGGAAUUGUCUAUGUCAACUUGAGAUCCCUCUGGCAACUUUUGAAUGUUGAAUGUUUUGGACGAUAGUACAUCUGAACAGGCCUUCUUUACAGAAAGCUAAUUAUUUUCUGACAUGAAGUUCAACAUCGAUAAAGGCUGUUCAGCCUGAGAUACGUAGCUCUCUAUGUAUAGUGUGUAUUCAGCAGAUCUAAACCAAUGAAGACCAUGCGCUUGUGAUCUUACUAAGUGCAAACACACAGUUUGAGCUCUCUUUUUAAUUAAAGAACCUGAUAUUGAAAUGUGAAAAUACUGUUAAUUGCACUCUCGAGCCCCAUUUUGUCUGCUUUAUGAUUUGACUUGAUAUGACCUACUGUACAUACUGUGCUUAAAGUUUAAAGUAGUAUUUUUGUCUGAAUACAAAUAUAUCAUAAAUUAUUCCUUAACGAUG